CACGGGCUGUGUGUGACGUUUGCAUUGGCCAGGCAGCCACAGGAAUACACACAGCACUGAAUUAAACCAUGGAGACCCUUGUCAGCCUACCGUUUACUGUUCUGGAAUGCCCAAAUAUCAAACUUAAAAAACCAUCAUGGCUGCAUAUGCCUUCUGCAAUGACCGUCUAUGCCAUCGUGAUUGUUUCAUAUUUUCUCAUCACCGGUGGCAUAAUUUACGAUGUUAUCGUUGAGCCUCCGAGUGUCGGAUCAAUGACGGAUGAACACGGGCAUCAGAGACCAGUGGCUUUUCUGGCAUACAGGGUGAAUGGACAGUAUAUCAUGGAGGGGCUGGCCUCCAGCUUUCUCUUCACAAUGGGAGGCCUUGGCUUCAUAAUUCUGGACCGCUCUAAUGCACCCAACAUUCCCAAGCUCAACCGUUUCCUCCUGCUCUUCAUCGGCUUUGUUAGCGUGCUACUGAGCUUUUUCAUGGCCAGAGUCUUCAUGAGGAUGAAACUGCCUGGUUAUCUCAUGGGUUAAGGAUCAACACCUUCAAAAUGGCAUCAACAUCUUGAAUAUCGCACACGCCACAGACAGACUGAAGAGAAUGCAUCAGAAAUUUUGUUUUAGUGCCAAGGACGACAGUCUGUUAUCAAACUAUUUGUAAUCAACCAGUAUGAUUGGGAAAAUAUCCUACUCUUUUUGUGUGUGUGUGUGUGGGAGAGAGAGGGAAAGUGUGUGUUUUUGUGAGAGACAUGCUACUUUUCCAGUUGGGCACUUAAAUUACUGGAUUGUGCACAAUAAUACACAAUUUCUUCUCACCCCUGUAGAGACUUCUGUAACAACUACUUAUUGAUGCUCUGAAAAUGACUGUUGUGGUCGAUGAAAAUCCAAUUCCUAAAAUCCAAUCCAAUUUUUGUACACUGCUUCACCAGUGGAAUUUUUUUCUAUAAUAAACAAAUGUACCUUCCACAACUAUGAAUUCUUCAUUGAUUCGCAAAUCUACUCAUUUGUCAUUGCCAAAUCCUGUGUAAAAAAAAAAAAAAAAAAAAAUGUUGAUAAAUACUCAGUACAAUACAGUGCUCUUUGUGAAAGUUUUAAAUUACCAAAUGCUACAUUUGUGGAGUAAUAUGUUUUACAAAACAAUGAGCACAUCUUACAAUAACAUAAGGCCUAUUUUGUUAUGUUAGAGUUUGUGGUAGUUUUUAAGCACUAGAGGGCAACACUGAAUUAAAAAAAAAAAAAAAAAAAAAGUAUGAGUGAGUGCAAAGCUAUUGAAUUAAGACUGAACAACCACUUCAUAUUGUGCACUGUAUACCUUUGUUUUACCUGGGGCUUAUGGUGAAAUUUUUAGUUUUAGGCUCAAUCUAUUGCAAUUUUAGUGAAUAUUGCAUUAAAGGUCUUUCAUUCUACAUCA
Molecule: messenger RNA, 1395 nt
Organism: Myxocyprinus asiaticus (Chinese sucker)
Lineage: Eukaryota; Metazoa; Chordata; Actinopteri; Cypriniformes; Catostomidae
Product: oligosaccharyltransferase complex subunit ostc
Exons: 4
Coding region: 69-518 (149 amino acids)
Cellular component (GO): oligosaccharyltransferase complex
Source: RefSeq, a predicted model, not a curated record